UGUUGUCAGUCUUCAAAAAUGGCUUCACUAGAACAGUUGCCUUCUAGUUUGAUUGAUACAAUUAUUAUUCCAGUCAAAUUAUUUAGAUUUAUUGGACAGGAAUUUUUCGAUGAUGACAAAGCGCGUUUUAAAAAUUAUUGCAAAUUUACCAUAUUUGUUCUGCUGUCUUUUAUAUUUUCUUCUGGCUUUACUUUAUUCUUUAUCAAAAUAAACGAAACAGAUGCUGGCAUUUUGGAGAUUGCUAAUGCCAUACCUUGUUUUCUUCUUGUGAUCCAAAGUUUAUUAAAAUUGUCGUUAUUGCGCAAGAAACAUCGCAUAAGGUGUGUUGUUUAUGAAAUAGCUGAGCUAUGGCCGCGCGAGAUCGAGAACCGCGAAAAGAAAAAGAUCAUGGACUACUGGAUCCACCGCAAUAAGAUCGUAUGCGAAGCGUAUUUCAAGUGUACUAGGGUCGGUUUAAUAAUUUACAAUUCGAUUAAUUUAGUCAUAUACUUCGUCCUUCGAACCCUGGAUAAAAACCCCGACUAUGUUUUCCCGUGUCAACUAUACUAUCCGUUUGAGAUGGACUCGGUGUGGAAAUAUGUGGCGGUAUAUUUGAUGCAAAUAUUAGCAACAACAACAAUCUACGAAUGCAGCUAUGAGUCCUGCGAUAUGUUCCUAUUCACGUUAACGGUCGACGUGUCCAUGCUCUUCCGUCUGCUGCAACACGACCUGGUGAAUAUUAACGUGGACCGAGGACAGGGAGCAGACGAAUCUUUGGAAAACCUUAAAAAUAUCGUUAAGAGACAUCAUAAGCUUUUGAAAUUAGCUGAGGAUUUGGAUGAAAUAUUUGGUGCUAUUAUGUUUAAUGUGUUAAUCUUCUCGUCUUUAAUUAUUUGUUUCUUUGGAUUUCUUGGUAUAGCGAUUGAGGUGAAGUUCCAGCAGUGCAUGUACUUGACGGCUGCGAUAGUGGUCCUGUUUUCCGUCUUUUAUAUUAUGCUGCCGGGGCAGAUUCUAUCAGAUACAAGCAGUGGAGUCGCCAGCGCCGCCUAUCAAACUCUAUGGUACAACAGCGAUCAAAGAUUCAGGAAAAUUAUAGUUAUCAUCAUGUCAAGGUCACAAAAGCCAUGCAAACUGCGAGCAAUGGGAUACGCGGAUGUGAACUUAGAAACAUUUUAUAAGAUCUGCGGGACAACCUGGUCUUAUCUGUCAGUAGUAAAUCAAAUGUACCAAAAAUCACUUUAAAAACUGAAUUUUACGAGUAAUGAUAAAAACUCUUAAU
Molecule: messenger RNA, 1258 nt
Organism: Cydia splendana
Lineage: Eukaryota; Metazoa; Arthropoda; Insecta; Lepidoptera; Tortricidae
Product: odorant receptor 67a-like
Exons: 9
Coding region: 19-1221 (400 amino acids)
Biological process (GO): sensory perception of smell; detection of chemical stimulus involved in sensory perception of smell
Cellular component (GO): plasma membrane
Molecular function (GO): olfactory receptor activity; odorant binding
Source: RefSeq, a predicted model, not a curated record